This is a messenger RNA of Oncorhynchus kisutch (coho salmon), 1749 nucleotides long. RefSeq names its product basic proline-rich protein-like. The record is from RefSeq and is a predicted model, not a curated record. The annotation marks the transcript as partial. NCBI's taxonomy places the organism in Eukaryota, Metazoa, Chordata, Actinopteri, Salmoniformes, Salmonidae. The transcript has a single exon.
AUUUUUAGAGCAGAAAACACUGAAUAUAAGGCCAUAUAAAUAUAACUAACAAAGUCCCAUGUAAGAACUAUUCACUUUCAGGUAGGGUUUAAAACUGUCCACCUAACUCACAUCAUGCAUCCUCCUCCUGCUCCUCCUACUCCUCCUCCUCCACCUCCUACUCCACCAUCUCCUUCUCCUCCACCUCCUACUCCUCCUCUUCCUGCUACUCCUCCUGCUCCUCCUACUCCUCCUCUUCCUGCUACUCCUCCUGCUCCUCCUACUCCUCCUCCUCCUCCUCCUCCACCUCCUACUCCUCCUCUUCCUGCUACUCCUCCUGCUCCUCCUCCUCCUCCUCCUCCACCUCCUACUCCUCCUCUUCCUGCUACUCCUCCUGCUCCUCCUAUUCCACCAUCUCCUCCUCCUCCACCUCCUACUCCUCCUCUUCCUGCUACUCCUCCUGCUCCUCCUCCUCCUCCUCCUCCACCUCCUACUCCUCCUCUUCCUGCUACUCCUCCUGCUCCUCCUAUUCCACCAUCUCCUUCUCCUCCACCUCCUACUCCUCCUCUUCCUGCUACUCCUCCUGCUCCUCCUCCUCCUGCUCCUCCUACUCCACCAUCUCCUUCUCCUCCACCUCCUACUCCUCCUCUUCCUGCUACUCCUCCUGCUCCUCCUACUCCUCCUCCUCCACCUCCUACUCCUCCUCUUCCUGCUACUCCUCCUGCUCCUCCUCCUGCUCCUCCUACUCCACCAUCUCCUUCUCCUCCAUCUCCUACUCCUCCUCUUCCUGCUACUCCUCCUGCUCCUCCUCCUCCUCCUCCUCCACCUCCUACUCCUCCUCUUCCUGCUACUCCUCCUGCUCCUCCUACUCCUCCUCCUCCACCUCCUACUCCUCCUCCUCCUGCUACUCCUCCUGCUCCUCCUCCUCCUCCUCCUCCACCUCCUACUCCUCCUCUUCCUGCUACUCCUCCUGCUCCUCCUAUUCCACCAUCUCCUUCUCCUCCACCUCCUACUCCUCCUCUUCCUGCUACUCCUCCUGCUCCUCCUCCUCCUGCUCCUCCUACUCCACCAUCUCCUUCUCCUCCACCUCCUACUCCUCCUCUUCCUGCUACUCCUCCUGCUCCUCCUACUCCUCCUCCUCCACCUCCUACUCCUCCUCUUCCUGCUACUCCUCCUGCUCCUCCUCCUGCUCCUCCUACUCCACCAUCUCCUUCUCCUCCAUCUCCUACUCCUCCUCUUCCUGCUACUCCUCCUGCUCCUCCUCCUCCUCCUCCUCCACCUCCUACUCCUCCUCUUCCUGCUACUCCUCCUGCUCCUCCUACUCCUCCUCCUCCACCUCCUACUCCUCCUCCUCCUGCUACUCCUCCUGCUCCUCCUCCUCCUCCUCCUCCACCUCCUACUCCUCCUCUUCCUGCUACUCAUCCUCCUCCUGCUCCUCCUACUCCACCAUCUCCUCCUCCUCCACCUCCUACUCCUCCUCUUCCUGCUACUCCUCCUGCUCCUCCUCCUCCUCCUCCACCUCCUACUCCUCCUCUUCCUGCUACUCCUCCUGCUCCUCCUCCUCCUCCUCCUCCUCCUCCUCCACCUCCUACUCCUCCUCUUCCUGCUACUCCUCCUGCUCCUCCUCCUCCACCUCCUCCUCCUCCUCCUCCUCCUCCUCCUCCUCCUCCUCCUCCUCCUCCUCCUCCUCCUCCUCUUCCUGCUACUCAUCCUGCUCCUCCUCCUCCACCUCCUCCUCCUCCACCUCCUCCUCCUCAUGCUACACCUCCU